Stegodyphus dumicola is the source of this 897-nucleotide messenger RNA. RefSeq lists its product as uncharacterized. Lineage: Eukaryota; Metazoa; Arthropoda; Arachnida; Araneae; Eresidae. The record is from RefSeq and is a predicted model, not a curated record. Gene Ontology annotation, cellular component: extracellular region. Gene Ontology annotation, molecular function: hormone activity.
UCUCUUCAAUUGGAAAUUUUAUAAAGUAGCAAGCCUCAGCUACAGAAUAGUAUAUCUCAAAGAUGAUGCCUCGAUGUUUGAUUCUUACAAUAAUUAGCGCCUCUGUUAUAUUUCUAUUUUAUACUGAAUCUACUGAAGGUAUAAGAUUAUGCGGUAAACAAUUAGCGGAUUUUCUCAAUUAUAUUUGUAGAGAACGUGGUGGAUUUCAGGAUCCUUUGCAUAAAAGAACAGCUGUGUCCUUUGCACUCAAUAGGGCGAGUUCUAAAACAAGGAAUACUCGGUUUUCUUCUCAGCCUGAUCAGGAAGCGUCAGAAUUUGCUGAGUCUGAUCUCAGCAGCCCCUCAGAUAUGAAUUCAGGUAUCGCGAGUGAGUGCUGCAGAAAACCGUGCACUCUUUCCAUAAUGGUGUCAUAUUGUGCAAGAAAUGAAGUCUUAGAAAAUACUAGCUUGGACAGCAUACUAGCAUCCCUACCGAAGAGCUCUCAAGAUUUAGUACAGCUUGAAAACCAACAUGCAGAAGUCAAGGCAGCAAUUUUAACUACGCAAGAGGCUAUGCAUCCGGAAGAAGGAAAUAGUCCAGCUGAAAGUAAUCAGCCAAAUCUUGGAAUGUUUCAGAGAAAUAGGCCGGUAUUCAUAAUUGUAUCUCAAACGCAAGAUGCCAGUUUUACAGAUAAUGAUCCUGAAGACUAUAAUUCGUAAAAAUAAGAAUUAAGAACAAUAUUCACCAAAGAUGGAUACAAAUAUACACUGCUCAACUAAAAGGCUAUUUUAUUUUUCUAAAUCUGUAAAUGAAAAUUGUACUUAUGAAUCAUUUAAAACUUUUAUUUCUAUUGAGCUAUGUAAAAGAUUUAACUGUUAACAUUUCUGUAGAUAUAUAAAAUAAUGCUGAGACCAAAAA